Ochotona princeps (American pika) is the source of this 1805-nucleotide messenger RNA. It is a transcript of the gene FAM78A, whose product is annotated as family with sequence similarity 78 member A. The coding region runs from base 901 to 1749 and encodes 282 amino acids. The transcript has 2 exons. Lineage: Eukaryota; Metazoa; Chordata; Mammalia; Lagomorpha; Ochotonidae. The record is from RefSeq and is a predicted model, not a curated record.
AGGGUCCCGAGGGGGGGCAGCCACGCGCCCCCGGGGCCGGGCGGGUGUCAGCGGAGAUGUCACGGGCGGCGAUUAUUCGCUGGUGCGCGCGGUCGUGCAGCUGCCACUGACGGGGCGCACUGGGGGCGGGGGAGGGGGCGCCACCUCCGGAGAGACCGCCUUAAGCUGUGCCCAGCGCACAGGCGUCGCCGCCCCCCGUGCGCCCCCACAGCAAAGUUCGGCUCAACUUCGAGGCGGGCCUUGACGCCCUCUUCCCUCCCACCUUCCCCCAGGUCCUCGGCGGCAUAGCCCUUGGCGCCCGCACGGUGGGCCGGCGGCCACAGCGACCCCGGCGAGGGGGCGUCCGGCCCGCGUCCCGAGUGGGCGCCUUCGGGGACCUGCACCCGGCGCGCCACUCGGGCGCUUGCUGCAAGCCGUGGGUCGGCGCUCGCUCCGCCCGGGGCGCCCGGAGCUCGGCGGCGGCCGACCGAACAGAAACUCCUUGGGGCUUGAUUGGGCCCCCGCUGGACCCGGGGUCCGAGGGACGCGUGCGGAAGGCCAAGAGGGGCAGGAAGUCUGCGUGCUGCGGCGGCGAGGAGGGCGCGGAGCCGGAGCCUGCCUUAUUCCUGCCUCUAGUUCCUGCGAAGGCUUGCUUGCGGCACACUCCCGCGACUGCCCCCCGCCGUGCGCGAACCCCGGAAGGGAGGCCCGGGGACCAGAGCAACUUGAUCGUCUGCUAAAGCUCCCGACUCUGCCCCCCUCCUUUUUUUUUUUUUUUUUUUUUGUGAACCUCAACAGUAUCGGUGACUUUUGGGGCCAGCGGCCCCGCGGCAGGCAUGCAAAGGCCCUGGGCUUCGUGAAGCUUCUCUCCUAUAGCUAUCAGCCUUGAACUUUGCGACUGACGAACCGCUGCGGCCUUCCAUGUCCCCGACCUCCUCUGGACCUGCUGGUCUCUGGAUUGGAGUGGUCCUGUGUGCCAUGGGCUGUAUUCAGAGCAUCGGCGGCAAAGCCAGAGUUUUCCGCGAAGGGAUAACGGUCAUUGACGUCAAGGCCUCCAUCGACCCCAUCCCCACGAUCAUCGACGAGUCCUCCAGCGUGGUGCUGCGCUACCGCACGCCACACUUCCGGGCCUCAGCGCAGGUGGUCAUGCCGCCCAUCGCCAAGAAGGAGACGUGGACCGUGGGCUGGAUCCAGGCGUGCAGCCACAUGGAGUUCUACAACCAGUAUGGCGAUUUGGGCAAGUCCAGCUGGGAACUGCCUGACCUGCAGGCGGGCAAGAUUGAGGCCAUCAGCGACUCGGACGGGGUCAAUUACCCCUGGUACGGCAACACCACCGAGACGUGCACCAUUGUGGGCCCUACCAAGAGAGACUCCAAGUUCAUCGUCAGCAUGAACGACAAUUUCUACCCCAGUGUCACAUGGGCCGUGCCCGUGAAUGAGAACAACGUGCCCAAACUGACCAACAUCUACCGGGACCAGAGCUUCACCACGUGGCUGGUGGCCACCAACGCCUCUACCAACGACAUGAUUGUCCUGCAGACUCUGCACUGGCGCAUGAAGCUCAUCAUUGACGUGAACCCAAACAGGCCCCUGGGCCAGCGCGCCCGCCUGCGGGAGCCCAUCGACCAGGUCCAGCCCAAGAUCCUGAGCAAAAAUGAGCCCAUCCCACCCAGCGCCCUGGUGAAGCCCAACGCCAACGAUGCUCAGGUCCUCAUGUGGCGGCCCAAGGACAAGCCGCCAUCAGUGGUAAUCCCCGCCAAGCACUGGUAGCGGCAGGUGCAGAGCGGGGGGCGGGGGGACGCAAAUAAUAAUAGUGCUCAGAGCAA